Messenger RNA from Scaptodrosophila lebanonensis, 858 nucleotides. It is a transcript of the gene Hr83, whose product is annotated as photoreceptor-specific nuclear receptor. NCBI's taxonomy places the organism in Eukaryota, Metazoa, Arthropoda, Insecta, Diptera, Drosophilidae. The transcript has 2 exons. Gene Ontology annotation, biological process: regulation of transcription by RNA polymerase II; cell differentiation; anatomical structure development. The coding region runs from base 1 to 858 and encodes 285 amino acids. The record is from RefSeq and is a predicted model, not a curated record. Gene Ontology annotation, molecular function: nuclear receptor activity; zinc ion binding; RNA polymerase II cis-regulatory region sequence-specific DNA binding.
AUGUCGCUUGUAAGUCCAACGGCGGUACUUUAUAGCGCCUGUCGGGUGUGUGGGGAUCAGAGUUCGGGGAAACACUAUGGAGUAUCCUGCUGUGACGGCUGCUCCUGCUUUUUCAAGCGAAGUGUCCGCAAAGGCACUGGGUAUGCCUGCAUAGCCGUCAAGGGGAACUGCAUUGUCGAUAAGGCCAGAAGGAAUUGGUGCCCUUACUGCCGCUUCCGGCGUUGCCUGGCCGUGGGAAUGAAUACGGCUGCCGUUCAGGAGGAGCGUGGACCGCGGAAUCUACAGCCCGCCGCCAGUGGCAGCAAUGGACGCGUGCAGGCGCUGGUCACGCCCACAGCCUUGCAUCCUACUGCCGGCCACACCUUGCCCUUUCAGAUACUCGCCCAGAUCCUGGUCGCCUGUCUGCGUCAAGCCAAGUGCAAUGAGCAGUUUCGGCUGCUAGAAAGAGCCCAGCAGGACGCCAUUCUGCAUGUGGUGUGGAGCGAGUGCUUUGUGCUGCGCGCCUCCCACUGGUCCCUGGACAUCAAGUCCUUGAUCGAGUCCUGUGGAGAUGUGCAGCUGAAGCGUCUGAUAGCCGAGGCGCAAGAAUUGCGAGCAGAUGUUCUUGAAUUAAACUUUCUCGAGACGCUCAUACUGUGCCGCAAAGAGCUUGCACUGAGCCCGGAAUACGCGAUGGUGCUGGAGGCAGCCGGAAAUGGAGCUUUGGCCUCGCUGGCUCGUUAUACGCUGCAGCAAUCGAAUUGGUUGCGUUUCGGGCAACUGCUUUUGGGUUUGCGACAGCUGUGUCUGCGUCGCUUUGAUUGUGUGCUUUCCUAUAUGUUUCGCACGGUGGUUAGAGAUAUUUUAAAAACGCUAUAA